UCGUUGUUGCUUGUUUGUUUCCCGUUGAAACAUUUUUAUUUUUAUUUCAGUUUACAGUGAUUUUUUUCAUUUCUUUAGUGCAGUGAAGUGAUGUUAUAAAUGUGAUAAAAGUGUGUGUUGUGUACGCCAUUCAUAAAUUGGUAGACUUAAUUUGAUAAAUAAGGUCAAACAUUAAGUUUAGUGCGUAGUGAGUCACACAGGCUUCCUAUAGUUUGUGUAGUGAUAAAGCUAAACAAUGUUAUCAUAAAAAUAAUUGUUUAUGUGACUGAGUUUAAACUAAUUUCUAAUGGCUACGCCACCAGUUCCAAAGCCAAGGAGCGCGUUCCUUGCGCAGAAUGAUCCGGAUAAACGACCAGUGCCACUCCCGCGCACCAAAGUACCUACCAACAAUGAUAGAGUAUCGGCCACUGACAUUUUGCGCUCAAUAGGCUCAGUGUCUAAGCAAAUCACUGAAGAUGUCGCGCAAAAAGUCUCCAAUUCCGCUAAAAGUGCCAACGAAAAGCUGGAAAAGUCAAUUUUAGACGGCUCGAAAUUCGCCAAAGGUACUCUGGAAAAGACGCUAACAACGUCCAAAGCACUCCGCGACUCAGUCACAAAGUCAGUCAUUGAAAGCACAAGAUCUGCAGGUGUCAUGCUAAGGAAGCAGAAAAAAACUGACAACAUAGAUGAAAAUCCACAAAGAUGUGUGUCAAUGCCUGUUGUUGAUGUUAGUCUUUUUGAUAACAUCCAAUUCCACUCGCCCCUACUAGAACAAAAGAGAUUCCACAAUGAUGUCACACAAAAUAAUGAUGUACCGUCUUUACAUUUGAAUGCAUCACACAUGGAUGACUUGUCCCUGUUCUCAAACAACUCUGACAACACAGACACCGUAAGUGACUUCUCAUAUGAUAGCAGAGAGUCUGAAGCAAACUCAAGUUUGAAUUUAAGUGAGCAAACAACUUAUGAUACUCCUCGGCCGUCCAGGGCAAACAGUAUAAUAAGUACAAUGUCGACACCAGAAGUGCCAGAACGAAGAAAGAAGAGAGAAAGCACUAUGGACAUCAUGAGACAAAAUUCCCUCUAUGAAAACUGGACUUUGCCAAAUCCUACUAUAGCUAGUCCUAAAUCUGCAUCUACCACACCAAUAGACAUUGCUAGACCCAGCAAGAGUACAAUAUAUGAGUUUGAUCCUUUAAACACCAGUAGUACUGCACACAGAUAUGCAGGAGUGAGUAAUGAGCUUAUAUUACUUGAAUCCUUCUUAAUUGGUGACACUUACGGCUCAAUUAUAACCACUGACCACAGUGACGAUGCAUAUGAUUACCGAGACAGUGAAUACUUCAAUCCCCCAACGCCUCCUGAGCGAUCUGAUAGCCUGAUGACUACUGAAACAAAAGCUACGGCAUCUACUCCUAGGGACAACAAUUCCAACUGGUUUGACAAUGAAUCUGACACUACAUCAACAAUAGAUGAAGUUAAGACAUCAAAUUCAAUGAUGCAAAAGUUUUCUCAUAUGCUGAAGCUGGAUAAUGUUUUGCACAAGUCUACAAAGCAAGUAGCUCAGAAAGUAGAAGUUGUUCAGAGACCACCGCUGAAUUUAAUGCCUGCUCCAUACUACUAUGGCAUGCUGACAAGGAUAGUCUCAGCUAUGGGAGAGGAUUUGUUCAAGAACUCCCAAACCCGGUACUGUGUGCUGUCUGAUCAGAAGUUGAUCUGCUACUCUGAUGCUACUAAUGCCAUUUUGAAAGAAGCCUACACAUUGGACAGUGUGUAUUCUUUGCAAGUAGUGCUGCCACUUUCAACUAGUUCCACCAGCAACUCGUACUGCUUCGAGUUGAUGGUGUCGACAGCGCGUAGCUCGCCGCGCAAGGUGCUCUUCAGUUGCGCAAGCGCCUCCGACCGCAGGAACUGGGCGCAGAAAAUCGUGGAACACUUGGUGGCCGGCUUUCCCACCAAAUACACAGCGGAGUACACACGAUGCGGAUGGUGCUAUCUCAAGGUCAGUGUUAAUGGCCCUCUGUUAUCUGUAUCACAGUUUUAGUUUGUAAUUUCCUUGCGAAUCACAUAUUAAUGUGAGUAAAAAAUGUCCUUCGUUUGAAUCAAAAGACAG
Molecule: messenger RNA, 2089 nt
Organism: Ostrinia furnacalis (Asian corn borer)
Lineage: Eukaryota; Metazoa; Arthropoda; Insecta; Lepidoptera; Crambidae
Exons: 2
Coding region: 287-2020 (577 amino acids)
Cellular component (GO): cytoplasm
Molecular function (GO): phosphatidylinositol-3,4,5-trisphosphate binding
Source: RefSeq, a predicted model, not a curated record